AUGGCCUCCGCCGGCACUGCGCAAGGCUCUCCGGCUGUCGCCACCUCGCCGACCGCCGCGCAGCGCCGCAUCUGCGCCUGCAAUUGCCGGCCGGAGGCCUCAGGGCGGGGCAAUGGCAUCAAUGGCGUCAGUGGCAUCGUGCAGCCCGUGCGGUUGGCGGUGGGCGGCAGAAGAUCUGUGGGGUGGAGGAGGGAGGUUCGAUCGGGGGAGAUGGCGAGGUUGGGUGUGGCCUGUGUCGCGGCGUCUGGCAUGCCGGAUGCGAUCUUGUUUGAUUGCGACGGCGUGCUGGUGGAUACGGAGAAGGAUGGGCACAGGGUGGCCUUCAACAAGACCUUCGAGCAGAAAGGUCUGCAGCAUGAGUGGGGUGUCGAGCUGUAUGGGAAGCUGCUGGAAACUGGAGGAGGGAAGGAGAGGAUGACAAAAUACUUCACGGUUUGUUACUGGCUGUUGGACAGAAAUCAUCAUGCUGAGGAACGAACACAGCUUGUGAAGGAGCUGCAUAAGCUGAAGACAGAUACGUUCAUGACCAUGAUAGAGUCAGGCGCGAUGCCAUUGAGGCCUGGUGUGAAGAGGCUGAUUGAGGAGGCCAUUGGCAGCGGCAUCACUGUGGCUGUGUGCAGUACAUCCAAUGAGCGAGCCGUGUCCACCAUAGUGCGGGUGAUGCUUGGCCCACAGGUCGCAGAAAAGAUGCGGGUCUUUGCUGGAGAUGUGGUUGAGAAGAAAAAACCCAGUCCCGAUAUUUACCAACUUGCGGCACAGGAGCUUGGUGUGGAUCCACAAAGGUGCGUUGUGGUGGAAGACAGCAAAAUUGGUUUGCAGGCAGCGAAGGCCGCUGGAAUGAGGUGUGUGGUGACCAAGAGCAGCUACACCCAAAAUGAAGACUUUGGCAACGCGGAUGCCGUGUUCGACUGCAUCGGAGAUACGCCUCAAGACGGUUUCUCGUUGCAGGAUCUCGCAUUCGAGGACUCAGGGGGACUGAAGGUUUCAUCUUGA
Ostreobium quekettii is the source of this 993-nucleotide messenger RNA. Lineage: Eukaryota; Viridiplantae; Chlorophyta; Ulvophyceae; Bryopsidales; Ostreobiaceae. The record is from the annotation of a GenBank genome assembly.